GUUUAUAAAAAUUUGAGCGCCAAAUACCUCAACGAACGACUAAAGGAAAUAUAUUUUAUUACAUAAUAGUUCUUCGUAGAUGAAAGUCAUAAAUAUAGUGUAUUUUUUAGUUUUUUAAGUGUGAAAAUGGCGGAAAAUUGUGAUAGACAUCUUGGACACUUGUUUUUUGAGCACAUGAAGAAACGGCCUCAAGCUAUUUGCCAGAUAGACGCAGCCACAGGAAAGUAUGAGAGUAACGCUUCAGUUCUAUACCGGUCUAUCAGACUGGCACAAUGUCUCCGUCAGUUUGGUGCCAAGCCGGGAGACGUACUAGCCCUGCACGGAAAGAACCACUUGGACCUUCACAUACCUUAUUACGCUGCUCUGCUGAACGGCAUGCCUAUUGUUGGCGUUGAUCCUAUGUUUAAGUUUGAGGAAAUAAAGAAGUUAUUCAAGCUGACCACACCCAAGGUGGCGUUUUGCCAGUGCGAGCAUUUUAUAGAUGCUGUUACAGAAUUGGGGCUUGACACAAAAAUCGUGACCUUCUCAGAAGGAAAGCAUUCCAUGCAGAACUUCAUUAGGGAGUACGAUGAUGGAGAUGAUUUAGAGGAAUUCCGACCAGCGGAAUUCGACUUAGACAAGAUCUACCUGUGGCUCAUCAGUACUGGUGGCACAAGUGGUGUGCUGAAGGUAGCAGCUUUCAAGCAUAAACCCUGGAUGUUGAGGCUGCAGCAGCAGAAGAAGCUAGUUCAAUUAACAGAAAGCUCGAAGAACACUCCAGCCCUACAUUUAUCACCGGUGCAGUGGAUAGGUGGCUUUUACAACGCGAUAGCCAUGCCACUUUUCAACCUGUGCAAGAUUCAGACUUCUCUGCCACCUACUGCCGAUCACGUCAUUGAUAUCAUUAAAGAGUUCCGACCUAUCAACGCACUUGUAGGUCCGUCGUUAUUGGAGUCUCUGUUGAAACACGAAAAGAAUUGCGACUUCACAUCAUUUGAUCUAAUCAUGGUGGCAGGAGGGAAGGUGCAUAAGGAACUUAUCUAUGAGUUAAGAAAUAGAAUGCGUCCUAAUACAAUAGCAGCGGAAAUGUACGGACAGACUGAAACUAUGGGCCAAGUUUUCUCCUUAGAACCAGACGGACCGUUAGGGAGCUGUGGGAAAGCAACUGAUGUACAUCAAGUUAUGCUUAUGGACCCAGACACGGAAAUAGAAAUCAAGAAGCCAAAUGUAUCUGGAGAGUUGUGGGUGAAAGGGCCUAUGUUCACGGAAUACUAUAACAACCCGCAAGAAACAGCAGCAGUGUUCACUGAAGACGGAUGGUUCAAAACGGGAGACCUAUUGUAUAAAGACAAAGAUGGCUAUUUUUACUUUGUGGAACGACUUGGAAUGUUAAUUAAAUACAGAAAUUAUCAUAUAGCACCACUAGAAAUAGUAGAAGUAAUUCGCCAGCACCCUGGUGUUCUGGACGUCAGCGUGACCAGCAUCGCCAAUGUCUUUGACGGAGAGCAUCCAGUGGCAUGCGUGGUGCGAAGACCUGGCUUCAACGUUACUGCACAUGAGAUUAAGGAGCUUGUUGCUAAUAAACUAUCCUAUAGCAAGCGUUUGCGAGGUGGAGUUAUAUUUAUGGAGAGUAUUCCUCGGACGUCUACAGGAAAAGUGGCGCGAGCAAAAUUGAAACGUAUAGCUGCUAUAGCGUAUAGAGAAUAA
Spodoptera exigua (beet armyworm) is the source of this 1686-nucleotide messenger RNA. The record is from the annotation of a GenBank genome assembly. Lineage: Eukaryota; Metazoa; Arthropoda; Insecta; Lepidoptera; Noctuidae.